AUGGCAUCAGAAACAAUUUCUCCAGUAGAUUAUAUGAAACUCUUAGACGAGGCUUCUUCAACCGUGAAGGGACUUUUGAAGGAUCACCCAGAAUUGAGCCAACCUCGAGUAAUGAUUAUAUGUGGAUCUGGGUUAGGUGGAAUUGCGGAAAUAUUGCAUCCUGAAAGUAAAGUGGAAGUUACAUAUGAUAAAAUACCAGGAUUCAGGGUUUCUACGGUACCAGGCCAUGCUGGAAAGCUUAUUUUUGGCUUAAUUGGGUCUAACAAAGUCCCUGUAAUGUGCAUGGUUGGACGUUUGCAUUUUUAUGAAGGUUAUUCUUUUCAAGAGACUACUUUUCCUGUCCGUUUAGCAAAGCAAUUAAAUGUCGAAACUCUUAUUGUAACGAACGCUGCUGGCGGGGUUAGAUCAGGAUUCAAGCCUGGCGACUUGAUGAUUAUUAACGAUCAUAUUAACUUCCCUGGAUUAGCGGGCUUUCACCCAUUGAGAGGACCUAACUUAGAAGAAUUUGGACCAAGAUUCCAGCCCUUAUCCGACGCCUACGAUUUUGAAUUAAGAAAGUUAUUUUUCACCAAGGCUAAAAAGGAAUUAGGAAUAUCUCGUUGUAUUUAUGAGGGUACUUAUUUGUUUGCUGCUGGCCCAACUUUCGAGACUAGAGCUGAAGUGAGAAUGAUCAGGAAUUUAGGUGGCGAUGCUGUAGGCAUGUCGACGGUGCCUGAAGUUAUUGUUGCUCGUCAUUCUGGUUUGAGAGUUUUGGCAUUAUCCUUAAUCACUAAUACUGGACUUGGUGAAGAACCACCUAGUGCAUUUGAUGAAAAUCCAAGAAAGUUGGAUGAAGGUAUGGCCAGUCAUGAUGAAGUCUUAGAGUCUGCUAAUGAAGCAUCGAAAGAUGUUCAAAAGAUUUUUGAAGCCACUAUUAAUGAGUUAUAG
Molecule: messenger RNA, 927 nt
Organism: Debaryomyces hansenii CBS767
Lineage: Eukaryota; Fungi; Ascomycota; Pichiomycetes; Serinales; Debaryomycetaceae
Gene: PNP1
Product: purine-nucleoside phosphorylase
Exons: 1
Coding region: 1-927 (308 amino acids)
Biological process (GO): nucleoside metabolic process
Cellular component (GO): cytoplasm
Molecular function (GO): purine-nucleoside phosphorylase activity
Source: RefSeq, a predicted model, not a curated record